Molecule: messenger RNA, 2039 nt
Organism: Lotus japonicus
Lineage: Eukaryota; Viridiplantae; Streptophyta; Magnoliopsida; Fabales; Fabaceae
Product: cytochrome P450 71D11-like
Exons: 3
Coding region: 152-1705 (517 amino acids)
Molecular function (GO): oxidoreductase activity, acting on paired donors, with incorporation or reduction of molecular oxygen; heme binding; iron ion binding
Source: RefSeq, a predicted model, not a curated record
UAUUACAUAGAUGCUCCAUUUAACAAUUAGUCCACCCAACAUAACAAGCAAGAAACAACAUUCAAUAUCCCAGUUAUCUCUUAUUGGAUUUUCUCUACUAGUCCACCAUUAACAAUCUUACUCAAACAAGCAGGAGGUUGGUUCAACCUCUAUGGAUUCACAACAAAUACUUGACUUAUUACCCCUCGUCUCUUUUUUCCUCUUCAUCCUUGUGGCAUUGAAAAUGGGGAUGAAUCUGAAGAAACCAAUCUCAACACAAAAACUACCUCCAGGUCCAUGGAAGCUACCUAUUAUAGGAAAUUUACCACACCUUGUUAUGUCUCCACCACAUAGAAAAUUAAGAGACUUAGCCAAAAUCUAUGGACCAUUGAUGCAUCUACAACUUGGAGAGAUCUUCACAAUUGUUGUUUCCUCACCAGAGUAUGCCAGGGAGGUGAUGAAAACCCAUGAUGUCAUCUUUGCAUCAAGGCCUCAGAUUCUGUCUGCAAAGAUAAUUUCUUAUGAUUCCACAACCAUAACUUUUGCACCUUAUGGAAAUUAUUGGAGACAGCUACGGAAAAUUUGCACAUUGGAGCUUUUGACCCCAAAACGUGUCAAUUCAUUCCAACCAAUAAGAGAAGAAGAGCUCAACAAUCUCAUCAAGAAGGUUUCUUCAGAGGAAGGAUCAGAUUCAGCCAUCAAUCUCACCAAAGCAGUGCUUUCAUCGGUGUACGCGAUCACUUCAAGGGCUGCAUUUGGCAAGAAAUGCAAAGACCAAGAAGAAUUCAUAUCACUGGUGAAAGAAGUAGUGAUUGUUGCAGCAGGUUUUUCCAUAGGGGAUUUGUUUCCUUCUGCGAAAUGGCUUCAACAUGUUUCUGGAUUGAGGCCUAAGCUUGAGAGGUUGCACAGACAAAUUGAUCAGAUAUUGGAAAACAUUGUCAAUGAACAUAAAGAAGCAAAGUCAAGAGCCAAAGAAGGACCAGAUGAAGAAGAGGAAGAUCUGGUGGAUGUUCUCCUAAAAUUUCAGCAUGGUAGCAGCAACCAAGAUAUUUGCUUAACUAAUGACAAUAUCAAGGCUGUAAUCCUGAAUAUAUUUGGUGCUGGUGGUGAGACAACAGCAACUACCAUAGAUUGGGCAAUGGCAGAGAUGGCAAGGGACCCAAGAGUAAUGAAGAAAGCACAAGUUGAGGUGAGAGAGGUAUUCAAUAUGAAAGGAAGGGUGGAUGAAAAUUGCAUUAAUGAACUCAAAUAUUUGAAAUCAGUUGUCAAAGAGACCUUAAGAUUACACCCUCCAGCUCCACUUUUACUUCCAAGAGAAUGUGGACAAGCAUGUGAGAUUCAAGGGUAUCAUAUACCAGCAAAAAGUAAGGUCAUUGUCAAUGCUUGGGCCAUUGGAAGAGAUCCAAGAUACUGGAGUGAACCAGAAAGAUUUUAUCCAGAGAGAUUCAUUGAUAGCUCUAUUGACUACAAAGGGGGUAAUUUUGAGUACAUUCCAUUUGGUGCUGGAAGAAGAAUAUGCCCUGGAACCACAUUUGGUUUAAUCAAUGUUGAGGUGGCUCUUGCAUCUUUGUUGUAUCACUUUGAUUGGAACCUGCCCAAUGGAAUGAAAUGUGAGGAGUUGGACAUGACUGAGCAAUUUGGAGCCACCAUUAGAAGAAAAGAUGACUUGUUCUUGAUUCCCAUUGCUGCUACUCCUAUCACAGUAAGAGAGCUAAGGACUUCCUAAUGUGUCCAAAGUCAGAGGCAACUAUGUUAUGAACCUCCAUCCUGACAAGGGAAAUUUAGUUCCAAUAAAUUGCCAUGUAGCAUAUGUGAACUGAAAAUGAAGAACCAACUGUAAAGGAAUGCGCACUACUAAAGGCGAAUGAAUAAUUAUUUCGUUGUAUUUAUCUUAGAGAAAUUUUAGGUGUAAAAGACUCAUUUUUUCCUGCUCCUCUUCUCUUUGAUGUAUGAUACUAUAAUCUCUUACUUUUUUCACCACUCUAGUCCUUCGAUUGCUUGUAGCUUGUUUAUGGAUCAUGGUUCAUGAAAAGGCAAUGACACUUUUCUCUUUAUUUCUA